Molecule: messenger RNA, 8254 nt
Organism: Mya arenaria
Lineage: Eukaryota; Metazoa; Mollusca; Bivalvia; Myida; Myidae
Product: terminal nucleotidyltransferase 4B-like
Exons: 11
Coding region: 121-2313 (730 amino acids)
Biological process (GO): RNA 3'-end processing
Cellular component (GO): TRAMP complex; nucleolus
Molecular function (GO): poly(A) RNA polymerase activity; mRNA binding
Source: RefSeq, a predicted model, not a curated record
CAUUAAUUGUGAAAUUCGAACAUGCUGAGUGUAGCAUCUUGACAACUUUUAACCAGUUUUUAUGUGAAUAAGUUUAGUGGACAGUGUAUUUGAAUCAUAUCAAAUUUUGAAGCAGGUUGCAUGGAUCCAAGAAUUGCUUGGUAUCCGCCUGAACAAUUGGGAUUGGCGCAUGAUAUUUGGACCAGUAUCUGGGAGGCAGAAAUAGGCGUGGACAACAUGUCCCUAAACAAUUCAAACCCUAAUUUGGACCAGAGACCUCAGGAUUACAUUCCACUUGACAAUUCGGGCAAUAUUGAUCAUAAAACUGCAGCAAACAAUCGUGAAAACAUUUUAAAAAAUAUACAAAACCAGCACAAGAGAAAAAGAGACAACAAGGCGAGUACGUACUGGCUAAACCAUUCCUGCUACAAACAUCAUUUGAGAGACGGAGGGCUAACACCAUGGAAACCAAGGGAAACGAGAUAUAGUUUCCCAGGACAUAUAGGGCUCCAUGAGGAGAUUAAAGACUUCUUUAACUACAUGUCUCCAACACCGGAGGAGGACAACAUGCGGUCCGAUGUCGUCAAGCGCAUUACCGAUGUGAUCAAUGAGCUCUGGGAUUCUGCCAAGGUAGAAAUCUUCGGUAGUUUUCGGACAGGCCUAUAUCUGCCAACAAGUGAUAUUGACCUGGUGGUGUUUGGUGAUUGGAAAAAGCUUCCCCUGUUCAUCCUGGAGAAGGCCCUGCUAGAGAAGGGCAUCACAGACAAGGAGAACAUCAAGGUCCUCGACAAGGCCUCCGUGCCGAUUGUGAAGCUGACCGAUAUAAAGACUGACGUGAAGGUUGACAUCAGCUUUAACGUCCAUAACAGUGUGAAGAGUGCACAAUUAAUCAAGAAGUUCAUGAAGGAAUAUCCGAUCCUGCGUUACCUUGUGCUGGUUCUAAAGCAGUUCCUUCUACAGCGAGAUCUAAAUGAAGUGUUCACUGGUGGAAUCUCCUCGUAUAGUCUCAUUCUUCUCACCGUCAGCUUCCUGCAGUUACACCCACGUGAAGACGCUACAGAUCCAAACGUGAAUCUCGGCAUCAUGUUGAUAGAGUUCUUUGAGCUUUAUGGGAGACAUUUCAAUUACCUCAACACUGGAAUCCGUAUCAAGAACGGUGGUGCUUAUGUACCAAAAGAGCAAAUAACAAGGGAGAUGGACAACGGUCAUCGGCCUUCCAUCCUGUGUAUAGAGGAUCCUCUCACCCCAGGAAAUGAUAUUGGUAGAAGUUCCUACGGUGCCAUGCAGGUGAAGCAAGCAUUUGAGUAUGCCUACCUGGUACUGAAAUAUGCCCUUGCACCACAGAAUGCCCACCUCCUCAAAGGAAACCAAAGCAUCCUGGCUCGUAUAGUGCGUGUAACAGACGAGGUGGUUGAAUACCGACGGUGGAUACGUGAAGCAUUCCCACUCUGUGACAGUCCGCUCGCCUCCAUCCCCAGUGAGCGCACGUACGCAAGUGUGGCAACGUCUACCAGCAGCCCGCGGGGAAAACAACCUGAUGAGGAGAAUAACAACGACCCAGAGUUGUUGGUAUCUGAUAAGCUGAUAGCUGUAGAGGAGCACUCGGACUCGAGUGAGAACAGUUCUAUGGAUCCCUCCUCCUCAUCCAGUGCUUCUACAAGCUCGAGCACCAGCCUCGCCAGCGAGUCGGAUUCAGAAACUGAGGCAAUAUCGAGCGAGAAGAAAUCUCGGACACCAAGUGGUGGUGGUAAACCAUGCCGCACCAUAGUUAACAAGGAGUUUCACAACAGCAGAGAGCAACUGAAGCAGCAGAACCACCUGGGCAGUCCCAAGAGUCGGGACGGAAGCUCUAGUAGUGUCUCAUCAAACCGAUCCUCAAACGCUGCACCCAUGUACCCCCCACAAACUGUCACUAGUAACUAUAGCAACAACUUUCCCUACUACGAGCAUAAUCAGAGGAGAAAUAAUGACUCCGGCCAUGGUCACGGUGGUCAAGGACACAGUGGUGGUAGUAGUGGUCACUACAAUGGUCAAUACAAUCCGGACAUGUCCAGAUCUCAAAGGGGUGGGCAGGGUAAACACUACAGUGGUGUGAACAGAUCCCAUGGUCAUGGUGGCCAUGGACCGUGGGGACAGUGUAAAGGGGGCGUGAAAUCAAAACCUAAGACGCGCAAAAAUAGUUCAAGCAGCAAUAAAUCCCCUAAGGAUGGCCACAAACAUUCGUCUGGUCAUCAAUCAUCUGGUUCUAGUUCAAAAACAGCCACGCAGGGUUCCAGUUCAAAUACAGCCACCCAAGGUUCUAGUUCUAACACAGCCACGAAUGUCUCUAGGUAACAAAUAAAUUGCAUCCUACUGCGGUAGGGACUGUAGUGAGUUUUAUCUGUAAAUAGUAACUGUUAUAUCAUUGCAAGCAGAAAGCAAGAAAAGAGAGAACAAAGGAGAUAUCCACUUCAUCAAGUAAAAAGAGUAUAGAUAUGUGGAAACAAUGUUAAAAUCAGGGUUUUUUGCGUAUUAAAUGAGAAAUUUAACAGCAUGAAAAACAGCGUGAAAAAACAAUGUUUGAGAAACAAAAAAAUAGUAUUUUAUUAUCAAAUUGUCACAAAUCAUUUCUAAUUUGUUCAUUUGUUUAUGGUCAUGUAAGAGUGAUAUUUAAAUCUCGGUGUGUAGUUUACACACAUGCAUUUCGUUGGAUUGAAGGAAUUCUCAUUAUAUAUUUUAUUUGCUCAUUUUAGAUAGGGUUGUCACAUUUACAUAUUUUAAAUUUGCCAUGAUUGUAAAAAAAAAUACAUUUUAAACAAAAAAUAAAAAUUCAAUAUUCUUUCUUUUUGAAAUCUCAUCUUGUCAAAUUAUAAAUAAUUGCAUGAUUUUGUAAAAAUGCCAUGUGCUUUUGUUAAAAAGUGCUGCUAUUUUACCACGGAGAAAAAAAUAAUUACAAAAUAUCUUGUCUAUGAUGAUGAUGUGAGGUGUUAGCUAUACCAUUAUGUUCAUCCUGUUUCUAGUCGUAUUUUUUCUGUAUUAACUUAUCAUACUGAGACACUAGACCCUGUCUCAUGGAUAUUUAAAGUCAUUGUAAUUAUCAUUUCAUACAACAAUUAACACAAACCUGCUUUACAUUCAACCGUUCAACUGACUAAUAAAGGGAUUUUGUUCCAUAAAUAAUCAAUAACAUGUGGUUGUUUAAUCCAAUGGAUUAUUUCACCACCUCUGACAAAUAACCUGACAAGAGACAAGCUCCCAUUUAUGUCAUGUUGAUUAAGAACUCUGCAUGAUUUGGAUAUGACGCAAUUAGUGUUCAAUGUUUUACUAUUGUUUGAAAUGUUUUCUUAGAUACAGGUAUAGAAUCUACAGCAAAUGUGUAAAAAGUGUACAUGCAGCUUUAAAUCACCAGAUAUAUAAUGUACAUGAAUAGCUGUAUUUGAAGGGAAUGAUUAUUUAUACGAAACUGUGAAACUCAUAACUUAUGUAAUGUUUAUGUUGCCUGAUACCUUGUAAAUAUAAAUCCUGUAAUUUAUUGUCCGUAAUUAAUUUUUUAAUUCACUAUAUGUUGAAGGUGUAAACUGGUACCAAAAAUUAAUUAUUAAAAUCUUUUGAAUCACUUCUAUUUAACACAUUAAAAUGAUUCUAUGCAAUGCUCUUUGCUAAGAUUAGUGUCCUGUAAACCUGAUUAUUUCAAAUUGUUUUUAGUUCCACUGUUUUUGAACGGAAAAAAUAAGUUAUUGUCAUAGCCUUUGCCUCCCCAUUGUCAUAGUCAUUAAAACAACUACCUCGGCCAUAACUCAAAAAACAUUAAAGACGUGCAUCAACUUGAAAGCUCUCACAGAUUGAACGUUGGACAACUUUUAUAUUUUUUGUCUUGGAACGAGCCAAUUUUGCAAAAAUCCAUGGAAACCAGUUUAUAAAACUGCUGACAAAAAAUAAUAUGGCAAAUUUUAUGCAUUUUCUUAAACCGUUUAAGCCAUAAAACAUUGAUUUUCAAAUGGAAAUAUGAAAAAACUAUGAUUUGAUUUUUUGUAAGCUACCUAUAUCAAUGGUUAUCAGAUAUUUACGCAAAAAUUUGCUCUUUCCAAGACAAAAAAUAAAAAAGUUGUAAAAAUGAUAUAUCUGUGAGAGAGCAGUUUUGACAACACAAGUUACACAUGUCUAGCAAGACUCAUCACUCAGGGUGGAAUGAUUUGUGAGUUAUGCCUCGUGGCUUACAGAAAGAUGGACGAGCAACCGUCUGCUUUGUGCACUCGUUGUUGCUGUUUAUCAUGCAAAGCACAGUAAGGUGAUUUUGAUUUUAUUUUAUUGUUGAAUGCUCAACUAUGUUUUAAUUUGCUGUGAAUGUGUUUGAUUAUGGUUGAAGUAGUAUGUGUUAUCUGUUUUUUGUGAAGUAGACUAAUUUUAUGGAUAAAAAUUAUGUAUAGCAUGUUAGAGUUUUAGCUAAAGAGUUUAGGAAGGGUGCUGCACACGGCCUCUUUUUGGUAGCAAACCUCAUGGAGACAAGCAGGUGCACCAUUUAGUAUUCCUAGAACUGAACGCUUAAGAUAUUCUUAUAUUGAUUUUGUUUUAUUUAAAAACUUAUAAAUAUAAUAUAUGAAUUCAUUUUGAAGUUAUAACCUUAAAAACUCUAAAUAAACACAAUUUCUAGUUUCUAUCAUUUUCUGUCAAAUUAAAAAUAUUUCAGUUCCUCACGUCUAAUAUGAUGUGCUCUUUUCACCCAUAGCACCAUGCCCAUUUUGCAGCACCCUACCAGCACCUUUAAAUACUGGCUAAAACCCUUCAAGUAAUUGAGAAACAUUACCUUAUGUAUGUGUAUUUAAGAGCAAAACUGUUUUUGUCCAUCAUUUAACGAUUUUGUGAUAUUUUUGAACUUUUCAUUUUUUAAAUCAAUCAUUGUUUAAUAUGUUUAAAUUAUUUUGUAUGAAAGAAAUGUAAGCUAUUUCUUUUCAGUAUAUAUGAAAGAUGUUGCCUUGUAAGUGUGAGAUAUUUCUUCUGUGAUUGAAUUCUUUUCCCCAAAAAUGCACUUUACUUUUUUCUCAGCAAAUAACUUGAUAAGUGUAUAUGUAUAUAGAACAUUAUGUAGCAAUGCGUAUUCCGUUGUCAGACGCCAUUGCCGGCAUAGUUUUUAUUUAUAUAGAUGAAUUAAACAUUUACCAUACAGAGUUAAGCCACAUAAAAGACUUUUGCCUUUGUAUUAGUUUUUGUUAAAAGUAAGAUGAUUUUCAAAGUCAGGGUUCUCAAUAAGGUUGAAUUGAACCAUCUCAUAUAGUAAACAAACAGCUACAACUAAUUUCCACUUAAACAAUCACUCUUUUGCCUAGUUGAACCAGCCUAUUGCAAUUUGAAGCGCCAUUUCGUCUAUUUUACUGAGGUUCUUAUUGAGAACAAGGCAGUGUUUCAAAAGUUGCACAACUUUGUAUCUUAUUAAGUUUAACAUUAGUGUCAUACACAAAUGCUGACUCUGAGUCACCUCCGUAAGCAGGUAUCACAGGUAUCACGAUAGCCAAAGACUUUUUAUUGUUUUAGGACAAGGUGCCAUACCUUCCAUUAUCUCAUGCUAGUAAUGUGCUUUUAUCUUUGUUUUAUUGCUUUGUUGUAAUUGUUACAUGUAGCUAUAUUGCGCAAUAAUAAAGCAUCUUUUAGAUUCCCUAGUGCUAGACAUGGCCUAAAAGGACUGUGAUGUUGUGUAAAUGGCAGGAAAUCUUACUUUAACUAGCCUUAUUCAUUUCUCCUUUGGGUUCGUCCUGUGAAAGUAGUUCUAAAUUGUUGCAGUACCAUGAAAGAUUUUACAGCAUACACUUAUGUGUGAGUUUUUUUGGAGAGAUUAUAUACAUGUAUGUCUAUAUAUUGUAAUAGUUGAAUGAAAAAAUGAACACAUUGUAUUGGACUGUCAAACUUUAUGCAGGGACAUAUGAACACAGGCAGUGGGGCAAUAGUGAAAUCAUCUUUGGCCACACAGCAUAUAUAUUCAUAACUGUGUUCACUGGCAAAAUGGGGGAAUAUUUUUUUUUUACAAUAUAAAAACAACUGCUCUUUGGAAUCAACACCAAUCAACACUUUUUAUGGGUUUAUAAAUGCGUUACUUGUUAUUCAUAUGUUCCUGGUUAGAAUCAUGAUACAAAGUCUUUCAAAUGUAUUAGCGCAUUUCACUGUAUCAGUAGGUCUUAAUCCAGUGAAUAUUGCAAGUUAGUAUUAUACAUAGUUAUUUGUCAUAUUCUGUGCAAUACUGUUUGUCAUGAAAUGAUGUCCUCUAUCGACAUAUGUUUCGUAGAUGAUGUUGUGUUGAUUAUAUUUUGUGUUUAUGUUUCCAUGGAAUUAGCAAUAGCUGAAGGCAUGCAAGGAAAAAAUAAUGGCAUUUACACACAAAAUCAGUCUUUCAUGAGUGGGAUGAUAAGAGCACAUGGUUGUUUAAUACAGUAUUAGGGUAAUCCAUCCAUCAGUAAUACAAAAUAUUGCUACUGGUAAAGUUUUGUUAAAAUGUCAAGUUUGAAUAUUUUUUCGACAUUAUUUUAUUUAUGAAACUUAAUCAUAUUAAUUUAAUUGCUAUACAAUAAAAAUAAAAAUUACCCGCCUUUUAUGUAUCCUAUCAUAAUAGUACUGUUAUUAUGGCGUUAUUCAAAAAUGUAAACAUAAUAUGACAGUUAAUCAAUAUAAAUUAAACAUACCAAUAAUCUCAUGUUAAUAUCUAAAGUGCUCUAACACAUCUUUGCAUCCUUACGAUGGAUGGCUUACCUUAAAACAAAUUCUUUACAGUUUAAAAAAUCCUACAUUGUGUAAUUUUAUUGCUAGUAGCAUACCAACAUGAUGUAUUUUUUGCAUUUAUUGUAAUACUGUUAAAGUUUUCACUUCUAAAAUAUGUUACAUGUAGUGAACUUACAAGAUAUUGUCUUAUUGUUUUCAGUUAUUUUUACUUUCUUUUAAAUGUAUUUCAUGAACUAAUUUCACAUAGAUGCUCUUAUCAUUUCUUGAACUAUUUUAGUCAGUCAUUAACCUGGAAUACAAAGAAGAGACUCUUAUUAUUUCUUGAAAUAUUUUAGUCAGUCAUUAACCUGGAAUACAAAGAAGAGACUCUUAUUAUUUCUUGAAAUAUUUUAGUCCAUCAUUAACCUUGAAUACGAAGAAGAGACUCUUAUCAUUUCUUGAACUAUUUGAGUCCAUCAUUGACCUAAUUGAAUAUAAAGAGACUCUGAUCAUUUCUUGAACUAUUUGAGUCAAUCAUUAACCUUGCAUAUAAAGAAGAGACUCUUAUCAUUUCUUGAACUAUUUGAGUCCAUCAUUAACCUUGAAUAUAAAGACGAGACUCUUGUCAUUUCUUGAACUAUUUUAGUCUGUCAUUAACCUUGCAUAUAAAGAAGAGACUCUUAUCAUUUCUUGAACUAUUUGAGUCCAUCAUUAACCUAAUUGAAUAUAAAGAAGAGACUCUGAUCAUUUCUUGAACUAUUUUAGUCAAUCAUUAACCUUGCAUAUAAAGAAGAGACUCUUAUCAUUUCUUGAACUAUUUGAGUCCAUCAUUAACCUUGAAUAUAAAGACGAGACUCUUAUCAUUUCUUGAACUAUUUUAGUCCAUCAUUAACCUUGCAUAUAAAGAAGAGACUCUUGUCAUCUCUUGAACUAUUUUAGUCCAUCAUUAACCUUAAAUACGAAGAAUCCUUUAAGAAGAAAAUAUACAUUUUGAAACUCUGAAUUUGAAUCAAGUAUUUUAAUAAUGUAUUGCUUAGUAGUUUACUGCUAAGUUUUAUACAUUUUACUGGAUUUAAAUUGAUAGGAAAUAAUUAUUACCCUCCUUCAAAUAUUUUACUCUGUUCUGAUUUUUCUUUUAUCUACCAAGCUCUGUUAUGGACAUUUUUACUUACAAAACUGUUAUUUCAACAUUUAACUGACAUUCAACAAUAACCAUAAAGUGGUUGUUGGUAGUCAUUUAAUUAAGUAACCCCAUUAGGUUUAAGAUUAAACUUAAAAAAAACAUCAUUUGUAUCUGAAGGAGCGGAAGUUUAAAAUCCCAUAGUGAAACAUGAAGAAAACUAAUAUUUAUAGAUAUAAACAAACAGAAAGUAAAUGUUAAAGUGACAUAUAUUUCAUUUUGAACCUUAGUUUUUCAUUAUUUCAUAUUAGAACAUGUUGUAUAUACUGCCAUCUCAUGUGCUGUCUGCACAGUGUCAUGUGAACAUUCAAUAAUUUGACAUUAAUUGUAUCUGUUGACUCAAAUGUUAAAAGAUUGUGAUGUAAGUAAAGAAUAAAAAUCAUAAAAUUUUGUAAAAUGUGACCAAAAAAAAUAAUAAAAUAAAAAACUUGA